AUGGCCGAGCCUCGCCCUGGGGGAACCGCCUUGAUGAUCACGGUAACCCCUGUGCCAGAUUACGGCCGGAGCUACUGUCGCCGGUUCAUCGAUCGCAAGAAUAAACAUGGUGGUGGCUACAACAAUCUCGACGGCGAUGGCGGUGGUGGACACCCAGAUCAGCAUCUGCAACUGAAGCAGGAGCUAUCUUCCCAGGAUCAAUUGCCACCCCAUAAGUUUCCGGAAAAUGGUGGUGGCACCCUUGCCGUUGGCCUGGUGAUCAGUUUAACGAUGAUGUUCCGCAGCAGCACCACCACCAGUAACUGGAUCAAUGACCCUCGAGAGAUUUUCGUGAUAACCGUCAGUCGGAGAACGACCGUUGGCAGGAGCCUCCGGCCAACGGAGGUGGAGGUGAUGGGUGACUGUUCCUACACGGUUAAACCGACUAGAUGGCAUGCGCCCGGACAGUUCCGGAAAUACGGUCGCGUUCCUAGUUCCGAUCCCAAAUAAAAUGUACAAGCAUUACAUCACUCCACUGUCCCAGAAUCUUCCCUUCAACAGAUCGACAGUCGAUAGUAUGCUGGAGUGCUAAUAAUAAAAUUGUGAAAUUGUGCUUUGAAAUAUAAACUAAAGUCUAAAUUACUUGUAUUUGUUAAAUAAUGACAAAUUGCAAAAUAAAUUCAA
Molecule: messenger RNA, 663 nt
Organism: Culex quinquefasciatus (southern house mosquito)
Lineage: Eukaryota; Metazoa; Arthropoda; Insecta; Diptera; Culicidae
Exons: 4
Coding region: 1-489 (162 amino acids)
Source: RefSeq, a predicted model, not a curated record